Pimephales promelas (fathead minnow) is the source of this 2272-nucleotide messenger RNA. RefSeq names its product tocopherol (alpha) transfer protein-like (gene ttpal). Gene Ontology annotation, molecular function: phosphatidylinositol bisphosphate binding. The record is from RefSeq and is a predicted model, not a curated record. Lineage: Eukaryota; Metazoa; Chordata; Actinopteri; Cypriniformes; Leuciscidae. Gene Ontology annotation, cellular component: membrane.
AUUGUUUACAUGUUAGGUUGCCUCAGACUGCUGAUUACUUACCUAUAAUCUGCAUAUUAAGCUGAGAUAUCUACAUUUUUUAACAUGAUAUAAAAAACACACUUCAGCUUUAAUAGGGAAAGGGCGUCAUGCAUCACAUGAUAGAACGUGACCAAUGGUAGAACGGCUUCUUCCUCUACACGGAACUGAUUGCGGAUUUAUUUGGCAGUCCAUGGCAGACCAAAAUGGUCACAUUGAUCUUGGCCCUCCAAGGGAAACGGUGGCAGGUGUAGGCUUCCCGGCUCCUCCUCCACCCAUCUACGCCUGCACCCUUACUACUGAGCUGGUGGCCAAGGCUCGGGAAGAGCUCCAGGAGAAGCCUGAAUGGAGGCUCCGGGAUGUCCAGGCAUUGCGAGAUAUGAUACUAAAAGACCACCCUAAUCUGAGGACACGGUUAGACGAUGCAUUUCUGCUGCGCUUCCUCAGGGCCAGAAAGUUUGAUUAUGACCGGGCCCUUCAGCUUCUCCUGAAUUAUCAUGCCAACCGGAAAGCCUGGCCUGAGGUGUUUCAGGACCUGAAGCCCUCUACAGUCAAGCACGUCCUAGAUCUGGGUUUUCUCACUGUCCUUCCCAGACCAGACCCCCAUGGACGCUACAUACUGUGUUUACGGCCAGGUAAAUGGAAGCCUAAUGAUUACCCAUUUGUGGACAACAUUCGAGCUAUUUACUUGACAUUAGAGAAGCUGAUUCAGCCUGAGGAAACCCAAGUGAAUGGAAUUGUUAUCCUGGUGGAUUAUGGGGGAGUUGGCCUCUCUCAAGCCUCUAAUCCAGGUCCACUUUUGGCAAAGAAAGUUGUUGGUAUCCUUCAAGAUGGCUUCCCAAUCAGAAUAAAGGCUGUAAACAUUAUAAAUGAGCCACGUAUCUUCAAGGGUAUUUUUGCGAUAAUUAAGCCAUUUCUGAAAGAGAAAAUGGCAGAGAGGUAUGUCCUGCAUGGCUCAGACUUGGCCUCUCUCCAUCGAGUCAUUCCUCAAUCUGUGCUGCCUCAAGAAUAUGGAGGAGUGGCUGGAAGACUUGACAUGUCUGCCUGGUCCAGAAUGCUGCUGGAGGCUGAGGAAGAGUUUGUGGUGGAGUUCUGUCAGCCGGAUCCUCUGGAGGGAGUCAUUCUGCCAGACUCCAUGCUGUUUGAGGGAGAGCAAGCUGGGGCACAUGGAGAGGACACUUUUAGACAUCUGCGUUCCCAGCUUUAUUACUGUUACUGACCUCCUGGCAACGUGCAACUGGUUCUUUUGAAACAUUUGUUUAGCUAUGACCAACUAUUUAUUCGCAGUGUGAUGAGGUCACCGGAUCAGUCUGACCGUUUAAAUGAUCUGGUACAGACAGCCACUUAGAUGCUGGAUAUACACCCUUUGCUUUGGCUUAACCUGUUAACCCUGCAUUUUAAAAACUUGUUUCAAACAUCCAAACAAUAUCCUUUUGAGAAGAAGCCCUAGGUUUUAAUAUAUAAUCAGUCUCUAUGUUUUCAGUUACAGUAACCAUUGAAAUGUCUAAAAUAGUUGUUUUCAGCACUAUAUCAUUUUAUGUUACAUCUCACAUUUUAUAUUACUCUCAAAUAAUGCUUGCCUUAAUUUAUGGUGAAGGGAAUAUUAUUUAUAUUUAUUUAGAUGAUUUAGUACAUUAGAGAUAAACACCCAUGUCAAUUAAAUACAAUGCAUUAACAAUGUGCAAUUUUAAAUUAAAAACCUCUGUUGUAGAAUUAUUUUAUCCUAAUUGGUAACCAUGUUCAUCUUUUUGAUUUGUGGAUUGAACAGCUCUAAAUUAGCUUCUUUUACUUUUUUGCAAGUGUGCUUCACUGAAUUGACUUUCUGUACACAAUACCUUUGUCCAUAUAAUGAUACGCUUAAGAAUAUGUCCAUUUCAUGAUAAGCUUUAGAAUUAGUAAGACAUCAGAUAGUUGUUUGUUUAUAAUAUAUUAAGCUGAUGUGUGGUUGCUCAAUACUUUACAUCCUGACUACAUAACAUUUUUAAAGUUGAGUGGCCAAAAAAAAAAUGGUUUUAUAUUUUCAUUUGCCAAAAAUGGUUUAAAUGGACAUUAAUCUUUAAUGUUGUGUACCUAUGUAAAAUAUGUAUGGAUAAUUUAAUAGAACAUGUAAUUCAUUUUUUGGUCUUACUGAGCACAUUUAUGCUUAAAUUUCAAGCCUUAUGUUUGAUGCCAGUAUUGUAGCCAUAUCUUAUUAUCUAAACACUUUAUUAUGUAUGUUUGUGGAAACAGCCAAUAAACAUUAUAAUUUUCGGUG